GUGCGCAAAGUGCUCGUCCUCGGAUGAUCUCACCUCAUUGUGUGUGACGUCUAGGUGGUUCGCUCCCAGCUCGCCAAUUGUCCAGCACCUCUCCCCGCUUCACCUGUUUGGACGAUAGCUAUUCUCCUUCCGACUGCACGAUGUUGGGUCUUCGUGGAGCUCUAGUGGUGUUUGCCGUCUACCAGUGCGUCUUUAGUGGUGUCUGUGCAUUUCCACGUGUUCAGAGUAGCGGGUUCGGUUCUGCAAAACACGUCAUCAUUUUCGGCUGUGAUGGAUUUGGAGGAAUGUACUUGGAGAAUGCAACUUCUUUCCUUCCCAAUGUCAACAAGUUUUACACUGAUGGAGCUCACACAACAAGAGCCAGGGAUCAAAUGCCCUCAGUCAGUGCUCCAAACUGGGCUACCAUCAUAACUGGGAUGGGUCCUGAGGAAUCUGGUGUUCCUGACAAUGACUGGGUGCCACCAGAUGAUAACCCUCCCAAUGUUACUGUGCAUGCUCUUCCUCCUAUCAGUGGGAAAGGAAAGAUCCCAGAGACGAUGUGGCGUGCUGCCAAGAGUCAGGACAGCAGUGUGGUGGUGGCUGUGACAGAGUCCUGGGACUGGAUCUACUACCUGGUGGAGGACGGCAUCGUGGACUACAACUUCCGCUGCAUGGAGCACAAGCCAGAUCUAAUGUUCAUUCACUUUCUUAGUAUUGAUGAGGCUGGUCAUGCCUACUCGUGGGGCAGCCCACAGUAUUAUGACGCUGUAAAGUCUGUGGAUGGAUACAUUGGAGAGAUUAUGACAGCAUUUCAUACAGCUGGAAUAUAUAAUGAUACUCUGUUCAUCCUUACAGCAGAUCAUGGAGGGUAUGGGUUUGGGCAUGGUCAGUUUGAUGAGGUCUGCAUGUACAUCCCAGCUCUGUUCAUGGGGCCUCAGGUGAAGAAAGGAUACCAGAUAUCUGGAUACACAACAGACAAGGACUUUGCACCCACUGCUCUGAAUGCCCUGGGACUCCAUCCUGGAGAGUACAUGGUCGGAAAAGUGGUGGAGGAAAUCUAUGAGACUUAG
Molecule: messenger RNA, 1049 nt
Organism: Geodia barretti
Lineage: Eukaryota; Metazoa; Porifera; Demospongiae; Tetractinellida; Geodiidae
Source: the annotation of a GenBank genome assembly